Molecule: messenger RNA, 1637 nt
Organism: Rhinopithecus roxellana (golden snub-nosed monkey)
Lineage: Eukaryota; Metazoa; Chordata; Mammalia; Primates; Cercopithecidae
Gene: EIF2S1
Product: eukaryotic translation initiation factor 2 subunit alpha
Exons: 8
Coding region: 267-1214 (315 amino acids)
Cellular component (GO): eukaryotic 48S preinitiation complex; eukaryotic translation initiation factor 2 complex; multi-eIF complex
Molecular function (GO): RNA binding; translation initiation factor activity; ribosome binding
Source: RefSeq, a predicted model, not a curated record
GAUAGCGAGAAACCGUACUUUUCGGGUCCUUCCAUGAUCUACGUUCGUCCUUGUUCUCGGAGGACCCAGACUCUAUGGUUAAUGAUGAAGAGGGUCUCUAUUCGUUCAGCGCUUGCGCAAUACGAGGAGGUUCCGCAUGCGCAGUCGGGUGACCGAAGCACACGCUGAGGAGGAUCGGCGGCUGGUGAGGGAGAAGCAAGUCUGGUCUCUCUGAUUGAAGAAGGCGGCUCUGGGCUCAACUGCGGGAAUCACACACAUACCUCAGAAUGCCGGGUCUAAGUUGUAGAUUUUAUCAACACAAAUUUCCUGAGGUGGAAGAUGUAGUGAUGGUGAAUGUCAGAUCCAUUGCUGAAAUGGGGGCUUAUGUCAGCUUGCUGGAAUACAACAACAUUGAAGGCAUGAUUCUUCUUAGUGAAUUAUCCAGAAGGCGUAUCCGUUCUAUCAACAAACUCAUCCGAAUUGGCAGGAAUGAGUGUGUGGUUGUCAUUAGGGUGGACAAAGAAAAAGGAUAUAUUGAUUUGUCAAAAAGAAGAGUUUCUCCAGAGGAAGCAAUCAAAUGUGAAGACAAAUUCACAAAAUCGAAAACUGUUUAUAGCAUUCUUCGUCAUGUUGCUGAGGUGUUAGAAUACACCAAGGAUGAGCAGCUGGAAAGCCUAUUCCAGAGGACUGCCUGGGUCUUUGAUGACAAGUACAAGAGACCUGGAUAUGGUGCCUAUGAUGCAUUUAAGCAUGCAGUCUCAGACCCAUCUAUUUUGGAUAGUUUAGAUUUGAAUGAAGAUGAACGGGAAGUACUCAUUAAUAACAUUAAUAGGCGCUUGACCCCACAGGCUGUCAAAAUUCGAGCAGAUAUUGAAGUGGCUUGUUAUGGUUAUGAAGGCAUUGAUGCUGUAAAAGAAGCCCUAAGAGCAGGUUUGAAUUGUUCUACAGAAAACAUGCCCAUUAAGAUUAAUCUAAUAGCUCCUCCUCGGUAUGUAAUGACUACAACAACCCUGGAGAGAACAGAAGGCCUUUCUGUCCUCAGCCAAGCUAUGGCUGUUAUCAAAGAAAAGAUUGAGGAAAAGAGGGGUGUGUUCAAUGUUCAAAUGGAGCCCAAAGUGGUCACAGAUACAGAUGAGACUGAACUUGCGAGGCAGAUGGAGAGGCUUGAAAGAGAAAAUGCCGAAGUGGAUGGAGAUGAUGAUGCAGAAGAAAUGGAAGCCAAAGCUGAAGAUUAACUUUGUGGGAAACAGAGUCCAAUUUAAGGAACACAGAGCAGCCCUUCCUGGCUGUAAAUCCUAGACUUGAAAGUUUUCCAGUAUUGAAAACUUCAAAGCUGAAUAUUUUUUAUUUCUAAGUAUUUAAAUGUUCUAACAGAUUGGAACAUGAAAUGCCCUCCUGAAUGUCAGCUGUUGUCACACAGUAGCUCCAACACUUUGAGCAUUUUUAAGGGAGUGGCCUCAUUUCACUAGAGACAAAUCUUUAAGAAUAGUUCUAAAAUUGGGCUUGUGAUUUCCAUUUCUGAUGUCUCCAGAUUGGCACCCCUUUCUAGUUCAAUGCCUCACGAGAUUUACCAGGGGCAUCCAAAGCAAACAAUCCCAAUCUUUCUAUAUAAAAUGUAUUCAAACAAACAUCAAAUAAAUUUCUGGGAUAUUUAACUA